Cucurbita maxima (winter squash) is the source of this 971-nucleotide messenger RNA. Its product is annotated as universal stress protein A-like protein. Lineage: Eukaryota; Viridiplantae; Streptophyta; Magnoliopsida; Cucurbitales; Cucurbitaceae. The coding region runs from base 132 to 656 and encodes 174 amino acids. The record is from RefSeq and is a predicted model, not a curated record. The transcript is spliced from 4 exons.
CUUGCGAAAGAGAAACUAAACUAGCAGCUUCAAGAACCUUCUUCCAUUGCUAUAAAAUCCAAAGCUCCUCCCACGAACAGAACACUUGAACAGCGAGAGACAGAGAAAUCAUAUCAUAUUGGCAGCGAAACAUGUCAGAAAACAUGGAGAAGGAUCACAAUCGGCGAGUUGGAGUAGCCAUGGAUUACUCUGCAACAAGCAAAUCAGCUUUAGAAUGGGCUGCUCAUAACCUUCUUACCCAUGGAGAUCAAUUGAUUUUGAUCCAUGUUGAGCCUCCCAAUUCUGAUACUCCCAGAAAGCUCCUCUUCCAACACACUGGCUCACCUUUGAUUCCUCUUGAGGAAUUCAGAGAGAUUAAGUUGGAGAAGCAGUAUGGACUGAGAAAUGAUGUAGAAGUUCUUGAUGUUCUUGACUCAUUGGCUACAACCAAAGGGGUCAGAGUUGUGGCUAAGGUUUAUUGGGGCGAUCCAAGGGAGAAAUUGUGUGAGGCUGUGGAAGAUCUUAAGCUUGAUUCGCUUGUUCUUGGAAGCAGGGGUUUAGUCUCUAUCAAGAGGGUAUUGCUUGGGAGUGUGAGCAGCUACGUUGUGAAGAAUGCUUCAUGUCCUGUUACUGUGGUGAAGGGGAAGCCAUUGCCAUUGCCAAACUCCAAGUCUUGAUUCUUAAAUCUAUUUUGCCUAUUGUUUGUUGAAGCAUGCUUGGGAUAUGAACAAAUGAGUAUUUCUAAUAAUAUAGAUCAAUAACGGAUUGUCGUGUAUCAGUCUAAGCAUACCGCUAUCAGAUAUUGUUCUUUUUGAGAUAUCUCUUUCGAGCUUUCAAUCAAGGUUUUUAAAACGCGUCUGUUAGGGAGAAGUUUCUCUGCUCUUAUAAAUAUAGAGAAUGUUUCAUUCUCCUAUUCAACAGAUGUAGGAUUUCUCAAUCCACCCACUUUCGAUAUUCAAUGUGCUUGUGGAAUGUAGGUAGCAGUUAUGAUC